AUGAAGUUCAUCUCUGUUAUCGCUCUCCUAGCCCCCGCCGUCCUGGCCGCCCCUGGCGAGGCCUGGAUCACACUCCUCAAGGAACAGUGCAGUGAUAUGUCGGAGCAGUGUGUUGAUAUUGCAAAGAAGGCCCAUCAGCCGCUUCAUGAUAUUGUUCAAAUUACACAGGCCAUGCCGACUUGUACCCCAGCCUAUGUGGAAUGUAUCCAAAGGCUGGACUCUUCUGACGUUCCUACUUUUCCUCAGCCAGGCGCCACUCAAGGAAAGCUCGUUAGAUGCCUCGAACAAAUUGCGCCUGAUCAUAUUAAGUACUUUCUCGACAAUGAUCGCGCUGAGACACCGAUUCCGGCUAGCCAAAACUGUGCAUUGCGAGAGCUGCACCGCGUAGCGCACGUUGAACUGGGUCCCUUGGCAUAA
Molecule: messenger RNA, 417 nt
Organism: Penicillium argentinense
Lineage: Eukaryota; Fungi; Ascomycota; Eurotiomycetes; Eurotiales; Aspergillaceae
Exons: 4
Coding region: 1-417 (138 amino acids)
Source: RefSeq, a predicted model, not a curated record